This is a messenger RNA of Nematolebias whitei (Rio pearlfish), 1658 nucleotides long. RefSeq names its product nuclear receptor subfamily 1, group H, member 4 (gene nr1h4). Gene Ontology annotation, molecular function: zinc ion binding; nuclear receptor activity; RNA polymerase II cis-regulatory region sequence-specific DNA binding. Bases 1 to 1458 code for a protein of 485 amino acids. The record is from RefSeq and is a predicted model, not a curated record. The transcript is spliced from 9 exons. Gene Ontology annotation, biological process: negative regulation of inflammatory response; negative regulation of transcription by RNA polymerase II; positive regulation of transcription by RNA polymerase II. NCBI's taxonomy places the organism in Eukaryota, Metazoa, Chordata, Actinopteri, Cyprinodontiformes, Rivulidae.
AUGAUUGAGUGGGUGGGCUCCGAGAUCAAUGUGGUGGGACCGCUGCAGAUCCCACCCAGCGAUGACUUCUCCAUCUCAGAGAGCACCCACUUCUUCGACAUACUGGCAGAUCAAGGCAGUCCUCUGCUGCAGGACCCUGACAUUUUAUCCUUCUCCAGUUAUCCCAGCAUGCAGUACCCGUCCAUGGAGCCAAACAUGUCCUCCACUCCAUACUACUCCUCACAGAACUAUUACCCUCCAUACACUGGAGACGAAUGGUACUCCCACACGGGGAUAUACGAACUGAGGAAGGGUCCGCUGGAGGGCAGUUAUUUGGCUGAUAUGGAGGAAGCAUCCCCAGUUGUGCCAGUUGGGUGCAAGAGGACCCGACACAUGACACAAGCUGGAAAGGUUAAAGGGGAGGAUCUGUGUGUUGUGUGUGGAGACAAGGCGUCUGGUUACCACUACAACGCUCUCACCUGUGAGGGAUGUAAAGGCUUCUUCAGGCGAAGCAUAACAAAGAACGCCGUGUACAAAUGCAAGAGCGGGGGAAACUGUGAGAUGGACAUGUACAUGCGCAGGAAAUGCCAGGAGUGCAGGCUGAGAAAGUGCAAAGAGAUGGGCAUGCUGGCAGAGUGCCUGCUGACGGAGAUCCAGUGUAAAUCCAAAAGGCUGCGUAAGAACACUAAGGCCUCCCCCGGACGGUCGACGGGCGACGAGACGGAGGCGGCGGACAACGCAGACAACAAACAGGUCACCUCAACCACCAAACUGUCGAAGGGAAAGGUUGAAAUCACCAAAGAGCAAGAAGCCCUCAUGAGACACAUCGUAGAGGCUUACAACAAACAUCAAAUCCCUCAAGACUUUACAAACAAACUGCUGCAAGAACAGUACAGCACAGAGGAAAACUUCCUGCUGCUGACCGAAAUCGCAACGAGCCAAGUUCAAGUGCUGGUCGAGUUCACCAAAAAUAUUCCAGGUUUUCUGUCUCUGGAUCACGAGGAUCAGAUCGCGCUGCUGAAGGGCUCGGCCGUGGAGGCCAUGUUUCUGCGUUCUGCUCAGGUUUUCAGGAGAAAGAUGCCCAAAGGACACACGGAGGUUCUGGAGGCGAGAAUACGCAAGAGUGGUAUAUCAGAAGAAUUUAUCACUCCCUUGUUUAACUUUUAUAAAAGCGUAGGUGAUCUCCACAUGGUGGAGGAGGAGCAGGCUCUGCUCACUGCCAUAACAAUCCUGACACCAGAUCGACCUUACGUGAAGGACCAGCAGGCUGUCGAGAGGCUGCAGGAGCCCAUGGUGGACAUUCUCAGGAAGUUGUGCAUUCUGCAGCAUCCCCAGGAUCCUCAGUACUUCGCUCGCCUCCUCGGUCGUCUGACGGAGCUGAGGACGCUAAACCACUACCACGCCGAGAUGCUCACGUCAUGGAGAGUGAACGACCAGAAAUUCACCCCUCUGCUGUGUGAGAUCUGGGACGUGCAGUGACCCAGGAUGAACGUUUGAGCUUUGAGAGCACGGCGGCUCCAGCAGGAGAGCAGGUUUACAGCAGAUGGUUUAUCUGACUUUUAUGAAUGGGUUAAAGGGGCAUUUGUGCAGAAGGUCAGCUUGUUUUCACCGUUCACACAGAUAUGAAGAUUUAUUAAACUUGAGAAACUGAUUAGUCAACGACACACUGGAACUUUGUC